ACACAAAUUGGUUAAUAUCAAAGAGCAUGUCAAAGUACCAGCUUUAACUUUUGACAACACGCCAAGUACUUUUUGGAUGGAGAGUUUGAUGACUCUGCAGUUAUUUAUUAUCACAGUGCACCUGGUUUAAAAGAUCUUUGUCUGCUCACACUAAGGCAGUUUUAGUACACAGAAUGUUGAUUGGUUUCAUGAUUAAAUAAUUUUAAUAGUUGCAAGCGUCUGGUAACGAGUUGCUGUCAUGUUCAUGUGCAAUUGGGAGAAAGCAAUCGGGGGUUUAUUUGGAUUUUUUGGGGUGUGAUCAAUUGAAGUAUUGAUUAAGAUCUGUGUAUCAGGCACGGCGGUACUGUGGAAAUAUGACCUGAGGAGGUGGGGUUGUUGUCCUUAUGUUACCUGAGAUUAUUUAGAGUUACGGAGGGCACUAGGUACGGAGGAUAAACCUACCUGGAUGAGGUCUGCAGGAGAGAGGGAUGAUGUUAGCUUAAAACUUGUUUGCUUUUAUAGAUUGGGGUACUAUGUCAGGCAAGUGAUUGUUGAUUUAAGAGUUAAGAAAUGUGUUUCAUCAGAUGAAGAAGGGGAAGAAGCUGCAGUGGUGACACCAAGUGAUGAGUUGCUGGAACUAAGAGAGAAUUUUGAUGAUUUAGACAGUAGAGAGCUAUAUGCCAAACUUAUGUCGGUGGAUCCCAGCUAUGCCAAGACCUUACACCCCAACAACAAAAGGAAGAUUAUAAGAGGUCUGGAGGUGCAUUCCCAGCAUGGUGUGACCAUGAGUGAGAUCUUGGCAGAACAGCAUCAAGAAGACCAGGAUGUUAGUGGCCCUUUGAGAUAUCAGCACAACUGCAUCUUCUGGGUUCAAUGUCAGCAGACAGUGCUUGAUGAGCGUCUUGACAAGCGUGUGGACUCCAUGUUAGAGAGGGGGUUGGUGGCGGAACUGUUGGACUUUCACAGCCGCUACAACCAGCAGAGAUUGGAGGAACACAAGGAAGCAGACUACACACAUGGCAUCUUUCAAAGUAUUGGAUUCAAAGAAUUUCAUAACUAUUUGAUCCUGCCUGAACAAGAACGACAAAGUCAAAUGGGAGAAACACUUUUGAAAGAAGGUAUUGAUGCGCUGAAGCUCGUGACAAGAAGGUAUGCCAGGAGACAGAUUACUUGGAUCAAAAACCGGCUUUUAAGAAGGCCAGGUCAGGAUGUUCCAGCAGUGUAUACAGUGGAUGCCACUAAGCCAGAAGAGUGGGACUAUGCUGUACUGGAACCUGCCUGCCAUAUACUGGAGACUAUCAUGAAAGGUGAUGUGCCGCUCAUUUCUCCAGCCCAGAAGGAGGUGAAGCAGUCAGAUCCCGUCGUCCACAAGAUCUGUGACAUUUGUGACGGACAGAUUCUACUAACACAGAGCAAUUGGGAAGGUCACCUUAAAAGCAGAAAGCACCUAAAAAGAGUAUACAAAAAGAGGAAACGACAAAGGGAACUCCUUCAGCUAAUGCAGUCCUAUGAGAAGAAAAAGCACACAGAAGCAGCAGGUGGUCCAAUUGGGGCAGUGGCAGACGACAGUGCUAGUACCUGAAAUAGAGGCAGUUUGGAGGAAGGAGAUAUUGAUGACGAUUUGGAAUGCGUCAUGUCAGAGAGACCAACUGGAGCAGAACAUCUUUGUUAGAUCUGACACUAGACCCAGGAGAAAGGAGCUUUCAGCCACAUGGCAGUCUCUGGAGCCUUAUCUCAGCGCUGGUGACCUCCGCUGAC
This is a messenger RNA of Lingula anatina, 1737 nucleotides long. RefSeq names its product tRNA dimethylallyltransferase. The record is from RefSeq and is a predicted model, not a curated record. Gene Ontology annotation, biological process: tRNA modification. Gene Ontology annotation, molecular function: ATP binding; tRNA dimethylallyltransferase activity. Gene Ontology annotation, cellular component: mitochondrion. Lineage: Eukaryota; Metazoa; Brachiopoda; Lingulata; Lingulida; Lingulidae.